This is a messenger RNA of Scomber scombrus (Atlantic mackerel), 3144 nucleotides long. RefSeq lists its product as uncharacterized. The transcript has 6 exons. Gene Ontology annotation, cellular component: nucleus. Gene Ontology annotation, biological process: regulation of DNA-templated transcription. The record is from RefSeq and is a predicted model, not a curated record. The coding region runs from base 1 to 3144 and encodes 1047 amino acids. Gene Ontology annotation, molecular function: DNA-binding transcription factor activity, RNA polymerase II-specific; RNA polymerase II cis-regulatory region sequence-specific DNA binding. Lineage: Eukaryota; Metazoa; Chordata; Actinopteri; Scombriformes; Scombridae.
AUGCACACUGGAAAGUCAGGGAAUUCCAGGAAUUUGGAAAGUCAUGCUCUUGUAUCAUCUCAGGUGAUUUUGAACCAGAUGGCGCUUCUGGCCAAUCAAAUCAUGGAUCCAAGGAUUCUCAGCAGUAUGAAUGGGAGAGUAGAGUUAUCCCAAUUCUUGAGGGUUACCAAUCAAAGCAUCGUAUCCCAGGUAAAUUCUUCCCAGGAUGACAACCGCAAGAACAGGAAGUAUCCUUGCCCAUUGUGUGGAAAGCGUUUCCGCUUCAAUAGCAUUCUUUCCCUUCACAUGCGCACACACACUGGUGAGAAGCCCUUCAAGUGCCCGUACUGCGACCACAGGGCUGCACAGAAAGGUAACCUGAAGAUACACCUCCGUACUCACAAGCAAGGCAUUCUGGGCAAAGGCCGUGGGCGGAUCAGGGAGGAGAACAGGUUGCUUCAUGAGCUUGAGGAGAGGGCAAUACUAAGGGACAGGCACAUGCGUGCCGGUCACGUUGGCCUUCAGCAAACAUCUAAUAUCACCCAGCUUCAAAAGCCGCAACUGCCCCAGACACACAAGCAGUUCUUAGACAACUCUGUUGCUGCAGAGAGCCAGCCACAAACAUCUACAUCCCCUGAAGUGACUACCAUCCAUGAUGAGCCCAUCCAGCCCCAACCCACAGGUUUCAGGUGUUCUUUCUGUAAGGGGAAGUUCAGGAAGCAGCAGGAGCUUGAGCGCCACAUCCGGAUUCUGCACAAACCCUACAAGUGCACCUUGUGUGAGUUUGCCGCUUCACAAGAGGAAGAGCUCAUUGGCCAUGUUGAAAUGUCACAUAUAACUGCUGAUGCAGGCCCAGGGCAGAAGCCUACGUCGGGAGCCAGUGACAAGGGGAAGCCUGCCGGUGAAUUCCCCUGUGAGGUGUGUGGACAGACCUUUAGCCAGGCCUGGUUCCUCAAGGGCCACAUGAGAAAACACAAGGACUCUUUUGAGCACUGCUGUCAAAUCUGUGGCCGUCGUUUUAAAGAGCCCUGGUUUCUCAAGAACCACAUGAAGGUCCACCUCAACAAGCUGGCUUCUAAGAGUAAUCUCCCCACUGAGCACAACACCUCUGUUAACAUGAGUAAUCUAACACAAGACCAUCAGAACAAUCUCUACUCGCAGUACAUCUCCCGCAUUCACAACCGGUUUCUAUCGGCUGAGAGAGCUGACCAGACAGAUUAUCACCAGAUACUCGCCUCAGCAGGUGUCGACAUGAAGGUUAGGGAGAUGUUAGGGAGGAUGAUUACCUCAGGUCCGGGCCAUCUGAAUGAUGCGGAGAGCUCAUCUUUGUUCGGCUUAAAUCAUCUGCACCCUCCGCUGAGUUCCACUAGUCUGGAAUAUCUGCAGAAAAUCAUCUCUAACAGAGAUACAUUAAACAGCAGCAGCUACCCAGGCUGGCAGAUCAUGACACCAGGGCUGCAUGUUGAACAGCCAAUGUUCAAUCCCAAAGACCAGCAGCAGCAGUGCCCCUCCUUCCUGCCUGAGAGGGGCCUCCCUGUAGACGACGGGAAAGUGCGUCUUGGUGACCCGGACACCAACACCAUCAGCAGACCCAGCAGCCCAGGGAGCCUGAGUCAUCCUGGGACAGAGAUCAUCACAGAGACAGGGAGCUCCCAGUCUGGCAGUGCACUGGAACGUCAACCACAGUCCUCUUCUCCAGCUACAGGUGAGAAAGUCUACAGGUGUCCACUCUCCAGUGACUACACUGCUGCACAGACUGCCUCCCUUAGUUUCCAUCUGGAUCGCUACCACUUCCCCCACUGGCAGAGCAGCAGGGAUCUCUCCUCUCCACUGCAGCCCACCAGCAGCAGCAGCAGCUCCAGCCCCAACGCCAAGCUCAGACCCAGGUCCAGGGAAGACUGGAGCCCAGUUACAGGUCAUUAUAUUGCUCUGGAGAACCACAAUGAUAAUGCCCUGCUCAGCAACAAGCAAUCCGACCUCACUGACAAAGAUCCAGCUGUGGACAGCUCUUUAUCUGGUCAAACCAGGAAGUCCCAGUAUGAGCCUCUAGAUUUGUCUGUCAGGCCAGAGUCUGUCACGUCUCACUCAGCCAUGUCUCCUGCUGUACUGGUGCAAAUGUCUGGCACUUUCAAUAAUGGACUCUCCUCUUCCAUCACCCGCCAGCUACAAAGUUACUCCAGUGCUGCAGCUGAACUCAGUGUGAAGCCUGCAUAUCAGUGUGACCUUUUGGCACAGGAAACAGCAGAAGAAGAUAUGAAUAGACCGAAUGCAGGCUCCACAGGUCACAAUGAUGAAGGUGAAUUUGAGAAGUCCGAGCAAGGGAGGGAGGACGCAAAUGACGAUGCAGCCAAGUGGAAGAGGCUGAAAAACAGUGUCCUCGAGCCAGAGGAGGCUGGACAGGCCAACGCUGAUUUCCAGGGUCCUGGCGAGAAGCACGACAAGCUGGGACAGUGGGGCAGAGCUGUGGCUGAUUCUCCUAUCUCCUCUCUGGAGAACUUGACUCCAGGACAGGCCAAUCCCCUCCAGCACCAGGGCGGCCUGCUCUCCUUCCUCAGAUCCCAGGGGAGCCUGAGUGGCAUACCUGAAGAUGCACAAAAAGCUGCCCUGAACGGUGGAGGAAACUUGGAGAAAGAUGUUGCAUCAGGAGUGUAUGUACCAUGUGUGUAUUUGUGCGAGUGUGGGGCUGGUCUGAAGCUGUGGCUAGAGCAGCCUAUGAAUGGAGGAUCAUGUGGUGAAGAGAUGGAUGGCUCUGAGCCCACUGCUGUCUCCUCUAAUUCUCGAAAACCAUUCCAGUGCAGAUACUGCCCCUACAGCGCCUCCCAGAAGGGCAACCUGAAGACGCAUGUCCUCUGUGUCCACCGUAAGCCCUUUGACAACAGCCUUUACCCAGACCGCCGCCUCCGGCGCUCACACACGCCCCAGAGGCCCUCAAGAUUGCCCCCGAGCAUCACGGGAGACAAUCGUGCACCACAUGAUCCGGCUGCCUCAGCCUCCCAUGCCAACAGUCUGCCUGUACACCCAGAGAUCACCUUGGGCAGCUGUGUGCCUGUUCAGCCGGGGCCUUGUAGCCACAGCGAUGUGACUUUGACUGACAGUCAACCUGACAACUCCAUUCAUGCGCCACCUGCUAGCUGUCAAUCAGGGCGGCCAUCCUGGGGCUAUUGA